GGAGAGAAGGAGACCAUGCAAAACCUUAAUGUCCGACUGGCUUCCUACUUGGACAAAGUCAAGGCCCUGGAAAAUGCUAACGCUGACCUUGAAGCCAAGAUCAAGGAGUGGUACAUCAAGCACCAGUCGAAGACAAUCCCGGGGGAUUAUAGCAAAUAUUUCGCUAUAAUUGAAGACCUCAAAAAAAGGAUUUUAGCAGAAGGCACUGAAAAUGCCAGAGUUGUUCUUCAGAUUGACAAUGCCAAGUUAGCAGCAGAAGACUUCAGAAUGAAGUACGAGAAUGAGGCCUCCAUUCAUCAGACCGUUGAAUCAGAUAUCUGUGGUCUAAGAAGAGUAUUGGAUGACUUAAACUUUACUAAAGCCAACCUUACAUCCCAGCUUGAAAGCCUGAAGGAAGAGAUUGAUUGUCUGAAGAAGAACCACGAAGAGGAAAUGAAGGCAUUGAGAGGACAGAAGGGGGAUAUUAAUGUGGAGAUGGAUGCAGCUCCAGGAAUCGAUCUUAGCAGACUCCUGAGCGACAUGAGAUCUCAGUAUGAAGAAAUUGCUGAACAGAAUAGGAGAAAAGCUGAAGAGUGGUUCAAUGAAAAGAGUGCCGAACUGAACAGAGAGAUUUCCCAUAGCAGCGAAAAGGUUGAGUCCCACAAAUCCCAACUUACAGAACUGAAACGCACAGCGCAAGAGUUGGAGAUUGAGCUUCAAGCACAGUUCGCCCUGAAAUCAUCGCUGGAGUGCUCCCUGUCUGAGACAGAGUGUUGCUACAGUACACAGUUGGCACAACUGCAGAGUUAUGUAGGAAAUAUUGAAGAACAGUUGAGUCAGGUCCGCAGUGAUCUGGAAAGGCAGAACACAGAAUACACAGUCCUUCUAGACAUCAAGACCCGGCUGGAAAGGGAGAUUGAGACUUACCGCAGACUACUUGAUGGAGAAUCAUGGCAACACAAAGAACCAGUCCCCGUGAAAGAGGCAAACAAAACCAGGAAAGUCACAACUAUCGUAGAAGAAGUGGUCAACGGCAAGGUUGUGUCGCAGAAGGUGAAAGCAACAGAGGAGAAGCUGAACAUGUAGCCAACUACAGACCUAUAAAUCAAACAUCUGUGCCAAUAUUUGAUAAUGACAUGAUCUGCACAUGCUUUUGUAAUACAGUUAAUCCAUGCAGGAAGCUGGGUGCAUCUAUAUCUAUAUUCUAU
Messenger RNA from Bufo gargarizans (Asiatic toad), 1187 nucleotides. RefSeq names its product keratin, type I cytoskeletal 17-like. The coding region runs from base 16 to 1065 and encodes 349 amino acids. The transcript has 8 exons. Lineage: Eukaryota; Metazoa; Chordata; Amphibia; Anura; Bufonidae. The record is from RefSeq and is a predicted model, not a curated record. Gene Ontology annotation, molecular function: structural molecule activity.